AUGUCCGGAACGCUGGGGAAGCAGAAGAGCAAAGCAUCGCCAGAGGGAGCAAAAGGUAAAAAGAUUGAAGGCAACUACGUUAUCCACACAGCAAUGGACCUUCAAGCACAUGCGCAAUCCUCUGACGACGAUAUCCAAGCUUUCAAUGAUCUCACCCCCUCAUCUCCGACUCUUGCUUCUCAAUUCAACAUUCCAGAUAUCGACUUACUACCUGAAGCCUUUUCUCUCGAUACACUUACAUCCAGAGCUCCUUCACCGGCAAGUGAUAUGGCUAUUUCUGUCACGGGCUCUGAUUUCAACUCGGAAAUGGAUGUCGAUGAGAUUUUCGAUGACAGCUCACUGCAUGACCUGUUCCUUGAGGCCGAUGACCGAGACCAAUUUUCUGAUAUGCCCCCACUACUUCAGGACUUUUCGGAUGAUGAAGGAGAGGAGGGGGACCCUCUGCAUGAAGAUGGGCAUGUGAAGUCAAGGUUGCUGCUUGAUCUCCUGGAUGACACAUUUCUGUCAAGCAUGGAUGAAGAGAGCUCAGCGCCAAGUAUUGUGCCAGUCGCCUCUGUUCCUGAUGUGUUGCAGCACGAGAACACCCCCGUGGAUGAUGUCCAGCCAGCAGAAAGACCAUCACAGCCUGCUUGCGAAGUUCAUGAUGAUGCCUCGCCUUAUUGGUUCUGGAAGAUCAUCUUACUUCUAGUACCGUGGCUCCACCUCCAUUAUCACCUUCCCCACCGUGCUAAUAAUUUGAUUUUAAAAGUGCUUGCCAUCAUAUUUCAUGGUCUCGGUGCUUUCGGGGUGCAAGAUAAGCCUGAGCAAACAUUGAAAACUGUUUAUGCGAGGCUUGAACUUACCGAUCAUUUUGAUGUUCACCCUUUAACAAUCAUCAAAGGAUGCGGAGUCGAAACACGGAUCUUCCAAGCCGAGACCAAAGUUACAGAUGGCAUGGAGAAAGAGAUGGAUGUGUGGCGAAAGCAGGAGAAUCCUGCCGGCAAGAGGACAAGAAUUCAGGAUGGCGACAUAUGGCAGACUCUACGUGGAUCAGACGGCGAGUUCUUUUUCGACAACAGUUCUGAGCGUAGCAGCUGCGAUGAAUUGAGAAUUGGAAUCACUCUCGGCUUCGAUGGAUAUAGCUAUGAAAGAAGCACCACCUCAAGCUCUCACAGUUCAGGAGUGAUGUCUAGCUGCAUCGCCAAUCUCCCAACAUAUUUACAUAUCACUCCAGGGCCAAAGGAAUUUAACUCGGACCAACUACAGCACUUCAUGAAGAACUAUAUCGAUGACCUCCUCAAGCUCUAUGACGAUGGUAUUCUCAUCAAGACACCAGGGUAUCCAAGUGGUCGACGGAUUCGUGUCAUUCUUGUCGCUGUCUGCUGCGACCAUCCCACGAUGUGUAAGGUGUGCGGCUUUGGAGGACACUCGAAGGAAGAGGGAUUCUGCACGCAAUGUCACAUCCCAAAGAGUAAGCUAUCUACAGAAGAUGCCAUGGACUACGAUAAAUUUACUGCGCGCGACGGUCAAGAGCAUAAGCAAUGUGCCAAGGAAUACCACGAUCUACCAUCAAAUCCUAUGCAUAGCUUCCUGCUUGGUAUAAUUCGGACUCAAUGGUUCAAUGCCUGGAUUAAUGGAAAGAAUUUCCAUCAGCGCACUAGGACUGCAGAAGUUGUUCGUGAGCUGGAUCAAAUUCAUGCUUAUUUGUUGGUGUUUGAAAUGCCCUCAUGGGUAGCACGUCUUCCUGAGAAGCUCAUCAACCUGUUGGCAACCACGAACACCGAAGACAACAGCAAGUCUGGACUUCUCCUUCAUACUAUCCGUUUGAUGCUUGCAACUGAUGGGGACACUCAAGGAACUGUAGCCUCACUUGCACGUGAAGCUGAAGAGUCGAGUACAGAUGCAACAUCAGCUCGUUCAGCAUUACCAGAACACAUAUCCCAGGCCAGCGUUGUGAGCGUACUCACAUGUGCAACUGCUGAAAACCCCAAUCCGAACUAUCUUCUUGCAUGA
This is a messenger RNA of Suillus subalutaceus, 1992 nucleotides long. RefSeq lists its product as uncharacterized. Lineage: Eukaryota; Fungi; Basidiomycota; Agaricomycetes; Boletales; Suillaceae. The record is from RefSeq and is a predicted model, not a curated record. The coding region runs from base 1 to 1992 and encodes 663 amino acids. The transcript has 13 exons.